Sordaria macrospora k-hell is the source of this 2706-nucleotide messenger RNA. The record is from RefSeq and is a predicted model, not a curated record. NCBI's taxonomy places the organism in Eukaryota, Fungi, Ascomycota, Sordariomycetes, Sordariales, Sordariaceae.
AUGGCGGACCACUCGGCCAGCGGCGCUCCUGCGCUGUCGACCAACAUCGAGAGCGGAAAGUUCGACGAGAAGGCGGCGGAGCACCCCGCUCCCUACCAGCCUAAGCCCAAGGUUGAAGACGAUGAUGAGGAUGAGGACAUUGAUGCCCUCAUCGAGGAUCUCGAGUCCCACGAUGGACACGAUGCUGAGGAGGAGGAAGAGGAGGGAACUCCCGGUGGCGGUCGCGUCGUCCCCGAGGACAUGCUCCAGACUGACACCCGUGUCGGUCUCACUUCUGAGGAGGUUGUCCAGCGCCGCCGCAAGUACGGUCUCAACCAGAUGAAGGAGGAGAAGGAGAACCACAUUCUCAAGUUCCUCGGUUUCUUCGUUGGUCCCAUUCAGUUCGUCAUGGAGGCUGCUGCCGUCCUUGCUGCCGGUCUUGAGGACUGGGUUGAUUUCGGUGUCAUUUGCGGUCUGUUGCUCCUCAACGCUGUUGUCGGUUUCGUUCAGGAAUUCCAGGCUGGUUCUAUUGUCGACGAGUUGAAGAAGACUCUUGCUCUCAAGGCUGUCGUUCUCCGUGACGGUACUCUCAAGGAGAUUGAGGCUCCCGAAGUCGUUCCCGGUGAUAUCCUCCAGGUUGAUCAGUCUGCUCUUACCGGCGAGUCUCUUGCUGUCGACAAGCACAAGGGUGACCAGGUUUUCGCUUCCUCCGCUGUCAAGCGUGGUGAGGCUUUCGUCGUCAUCACUGCCACCGGUGACAACACCUUCGUCGGUCGCGCUGCUGCUCUCGUCAACGCUGCUUCUGCCGGCUCUGGUCACUUCACUGAGGUUUUGAACGGUAUCGGUACCAUUCUCCUUAUCCUCGUCGUCUUCACUCUCCUCGUCGUUUGGGUUGCCUCUUUCUACCGCUCCAACCCCAUCGUCCAGAUCCUCGAGUUCACCCUUGCCAUCACCAUCAUUGGUGUCCCCGUCGGUCUCCCCGCUGUCGUCACCACCACCAUGGCUGUCGGUGCCGCCUACCUCGCCAAGAAGAAGGCCAUCGUCCAGAAGCUUUCCGCUAUUGAGUCCCUUGCCGGUGUCGAGAUUCUCUGCUCUGACAAGACUGGUACCCUCACCAAGAACAAGCUCUCUCUCUCUGAGCCCUACACCGUCGCUGGUGUCGACCCCGAGGACCUCAUGCUUACUGCCUGCUUGGCCGCUUCCCGCAAGAAGAAGGGUAUUGAUGCCAUCGACAAGGCUUUCCUCAAGUCCCUCAAGUUCUACCCCCGCGCCAAGUCCGUUCUCUCCAAGUACAAGGUUCUCCAGUUCCACCCCUUCGAUCCCGUCUCCAAGAAGGUCGUCGCCGUUGUCGAGUCUCCCCAGGGUGAGCGCAUCACUUGCGUCAAAGGUGCCCCUCUUUUCGUUCUGAAGACUGUCGAGGAGGACCACCCCAUCCCUGAGGAGGUUGACCAGGCCUACAAGAACAAGGUUGCUGAGUUCGCUACCCGUGGUUUCCGCUCUCUCGGUGUUGCCCGCAAGCGUGGUGAGGGUUCUUGGGAGAUUCUCGGUAUCAUGCCCUGCAUGGAUCCCCCCCGUCACGAUACCUACAAGACUGUCUGCGAGGCCAAGACUCUCGGUCUCUCCAUCAAGAUGCUUACUGGUGAUGCCGUCGGUAUUGCUCGCGAGACUUCUCGUCAGCUCGGUCUCGGUACCAACAUCUACAACGCUGAGCGCCUCGGUCUCGGUGGUGGCGGUGACAUGCCCGGCUCUGAGGUCUACGAUUUCGUUGAGGCUGCCGAUGGUUUCGCCGAGGUCUUCCCCCAGCACAAGUACAACGUCGUCGAGAUUCUCCAGCAGCGCGGUUACCUUGUUGCCAUGACUGGUGACGGUGUCAACGAUGCUCCCUCGCUCAAGAAGGCUGAUACUGGUAUUGCUGUCGAGGGUUCCUCCGACGCUGCCCGCUCCGCUGCCGAUAUCGUCUUCCUUGCCCCUGGUCUCGGUGCCAUCAUUGAUGCCCUCAAGACUUCUCGCCAGAUUUUCCACCGCAUGUACGCCUACGUUGUCUACCGUAUCGCUCUGUCCAUUCACUUGGAGAUCUUCCUCGGUCUCUGGAUCGCCAUUCUCAACCGUUCCCUCAACAUUGAGCUUGUUGUCUUCAUCGCCAUUUUCGCCGAUGUUGCCACCCUUGCCAUUGCCUACGACAACGCCCCCUACUCGCAGACCCCCGUCAAGUGGAACCUUCCCAAGCUCUGGGGUAUGUCCGUCCUCCUCGGUGUCGUCCUUGCCGUCGGUACCUGGAUCACUGUCACCACCAUGUACGCUCAGGGUGAGAACGGCGGUAUCGUCCAGAACUUCGGUAACAUGGACGAAGUCGUCUUCCUCCAGGUCUCUCUUACUGAGAACUGGCUCAUCUUCAUCACUCGUGCCAACGGUCCCUUCUGGUCCUCGAUCCCCUCGUGGCAGCUCAGCGGUGCUAUUCUCAUCGUUGAUAUUAUUGCCACCUGCUUCACCAUCUGGGGCUGGUUCGAGCACUCUGACACCUCCAUUGUUGCCGUCGUCCGUAUUUGGAUCUUCUCCUUCGGUGUCUUCUGCAUCAUGGGCGGUGUCUACUACAUCCUCCAGGACAGCGUUGGCUUCGAUAACCUUAUGCACGGCAAGUCCCCUAAGGGCAACCAGAAGCAGCGCUCGCUUGAGGACUUUGUUGUCUCUCUCCAGCGUGUCUCUACUCAGCAUGAGAAGUCGCAAUAA